AAUACCACCGGUAGCAAGGGGAAUGAGUCGAUGUCGUUUGCAAGCUACGGCGACUACUCGCUUGGGGUCCCCGCGACCGCCUCGCCCUACGAUUCAAAUCCUCAUACUCCUGCCCUCUCACACUCCUUCGAUCACUCGGGUUCUUCCGACGCGGCUUCGGAGCCGGAGUGGAGUGUCUACCCCGCCACCCCACUGUCGAUGGGCUCGCCAUGAGCCACGGCAAAGAGAGGUUUUCAUAACCAACAAUAAAUUUAUAAUCUCAACAAAGCGGUUUCUGGAGUUUCUCAAAAGGCAAGGCUCGGCCACGAGGGGUUGGCUGGGCUGGAGUUUGGAGGAUUGGGCUUCCCAGAGAGCACUGGGAGUGAUGGGGUUUGUCUCCACAAUCACUCCCCACACAAACGCGAACACACACUCUUUGCGCUCUGGCUGCUCGUGUUUUUUGUUUCUUGUUGAGUUUCUAUUUUAUUUUUAUGUUUGAUUCAUCAUGCAUAUAUACCGAUUUACGUUGUCAUGUAUCCGUCAUGAAAGGGCCCCAAGGUCAGAUGGUCAGGGAGAGCAAAGCGUCAUGGGUUUAUCGGUCACGGUUUCUUUUUGAUUGUUUCCUUUUUUUCUCCUAAAGGAAGCAAAGUGCAGAGAGUCAAAAGGUGCAAACAAAACAAUUUCACACGAAACUCAUU
Molecule: messenger RNA, 677 nt
Organism: Cryphonectria parasitica EP155
Lineage: Eukaryota; Fungi; Ascomycota; Sordariomycetes; Diaporthales; Cryphonectriaceae
Exons: 2
Coding region: 31-213 (60 amino acids)
Source: RefSeq, a predicted model, not a curated record